Penicillium nucicola is the source of this 288-nucleotide messenger RNA. RefSeq lists its product as uncharacterized. The record is from RefSeq and is a predicted model, not a curated record. The coding region runs from base 1 to 288 and encodes 95 amino acids. Lineage: Eukaryota; Fungi; Ascomycota; Eurotiomycetes; Eurotiales; Aspergillaceae. The transcript has a single exon.
AUGACCUUGCAUCUUCAAAAGUCUGGCCGUACUGGGCGUCUUGCCAAGGUUACAAUUGAUGACUGGGUAGCAUCAUGCUUUGGGGUGCGUGCAAUGAAAAGCGCUAGCGAGAUCAGCAGUCUGAGUUUGUCUGAUCUCAUCAUGGGAACUCAAUCCCAAUGGACUCAGCUGAAGGCACAGCCUGCUAUCCGCUUGACUGUUCAGGCAAAUUCGUCACUGACGCUAAUCGGCACUAUUCGACGGGAUUCCGGCUCGAAGGGCUGGACCGUUUGGUCCCUGAAACUGUAA